Messenger RNA from Funneliformis mosseae, 888 nucleotides. The record is from the annotation of a GenBank genome assembly. Lineage: Eukaryota; Fungi; Glomeromycota; Glomeromycetes; Glomerales; Glomeraceae.
AUGUCAUAUUAUUGUUUCGAAACGACAAAAAACCAUCGGCUUGUGAAUCCUUACACUCCAUAUGGUCAACCAUCAUAUCAUCACCCUUCAAAAACCGAAAUAGUCGAGCAGAUUAUUUCUGAAACGAUUGAUGAAGCGACACAACUCAAAAUAAAAAAAUACACGACUUUACCUUUACCAGAAUUAAUCACACCAAGCGUCAAUGUAAGAACGGUUAAGAAUCCAAGACCGCAAAAUUCUUUUGUAAUCUAUAGAAGAAACGUACAAGCCGAAAUCGCAAAGGAGAAAGGCACCAAUGCCGCUGGCAGAUUGGACUUUGUCUCAAAGUUCGCCGCAAAGAAGUGGAAGCAAGAGUCGCAAGAAGUAAAAGAAUUGUAUGGGUUUUUGGCCGUUUGCGCCAAAAAGGUUCACGAUUACAUGUAUCCCGGUUACGUCUAUCAACCAAAGAGACAAGCAACGACAAAUGAGCCCAUGAUAAUGGUGCAUGAACCUGGCAUAGGAGGUUAUAAGCUCAGACCUACCAUGCAAACCAUUCAAACCAUUCCAACCCCACCACAAACCCCUACCCCCUUGUCGUCUCCACCCGCAAGAAGAGCCAUAAGAUAUGAUUCAAGUCCGACCAAUAAUUCUUCGAUGGUGACAUCACCACAUCACACAACCCAACUACCUCCAUUAUAUCAUUCCCCACCGAUGACGAACGCUCCUCAUCCAUUACCCUCGUUGACAUCAUCGUCAUCGUUCGGCAAUGAUCGUCAUCUCGUGCGACAAUCGCAAAGAUUUCUACCUCCCCCAACUCUUGACAUAAGUGACAAUGCCAUAUCAACAAAUUUCAUGGCAAAUUACGACAGGAGCUUGUGCAAGGAAUUCGAUCUGUAUGGUCGAUUGUAA